UUCGAAACGAAUCAUCCUAAACGUUUUUUCAAGUACAGUUGACAAUAGUUUGAGCCGUGCCGGGUUUUGAUCAUCGGUUCGGACUUUAUCGGGUCAUAUUAGUUUAGGAUAUACGUUUUUUAUGUGACUUUGUGACUCUGUAUCUGUUGAACUAUGAUUUGUGUGUAUCCAAAACUGUAAGUGUAUUUCGCUCUGUUGAUCGUGGUCACUUUGAAAACUUUGAAUCUAAAUUCGAUUCCUGUUUUAUAAAAUCUACAAGUGAUCAUUUAGUCAAAAAUUGCAGAAGAACUUAAAAGAUGGACAAACCGAAGUACCCUCGAAUUCAAUCGUAUGGCAGCAUGAGCUCAGCCAGAAGCGAUGACGAUAUGACAGUCCACAGCCAAUUGUUCCCUUACCCGAAAAAGAUGAUCGUCGAGAGAGAAAUUCUUUAUGAAGAAGAAAACCCUCCAUUUCAACCGUUACUGGCUACCAGCAGACUUUUUGGGAAGUCCAGAUUUACAUGUCUCCUGAUCUUGUAUAUAACCUUCUAUUUUGCGUAUCUCGUAUCUGGUGCUUUGGUCUUCUCGGCUCUGGAGACGCCUUUGGAGAAUCAAGUCUUGUUAGAUGUGAUUCGAGCUAAACAGGAGUUUACUGCGAAAUAUCCGGAUGUUGUUGCCGAUGACCUGGAGACUUUGCUUGAGGAAGUGGUUAGAGCUGGCAACCGUGGCGUGUCUGCUGCUAGAAAUGUCACCGGUGGACCUAACUGGAGCUUCGGACAGUCGUUGUUCUUUUCCUCUACCGUAGUAACUACGAUUGGAUACGGCCAUGUCACACCACUUUCGAGACCUGGAAAGUUGUUCUGCAUGGUAUACGCUCUGCUCGGUAUACCGAUGACACUAGUACUGCUGUCUGCGCUAGUGGAACGAUUGCUGUUACCAGCGACAGCGCUGCUGAGAUCUCUGAACGCCGCGCUUGGACACUUGUAUCGUCCUUUUACGAUCAGACUGGUGCAUCUUACGAUUAUGGUGACGAUACUAGUAAUCUUCUUUCUGGUGAUCCCUGCGGCGGUCUUCGACUCGCUUGAACCAGAGUGGGACUACCUGGACUCGUUCUACUACUGCUUCAUAUCGCUUACCACCAUCGGACUGGGAGACUAUAUCCCUGGCGAUUCUCCGUACCAACCCUACCGACCGCUGUAUAAGGUCGCUGCUACAUUUUACCUAAUCAUCGGCCUGACCUUCCUCAUGUUGACGUUGACUGUUUUCUACGAUAUACCGCAAUUGAAUCUCAGCACUGUAUUUUCUUCGAUGAAGCUCGACGAAGACCCCGAAAAAAUACGGCUCAGUGGCUCUGGUGUGAUGGGCCCCGGGUACGGGAUCGGUGGGCUGAUGAUGAGGGAUGACUAUCACCACCAUGACCAGCGACGUUCAGUUGUCCACAUCAGACCACAUCUGGAUGACAGCCCCAGCCCUGAGGAUACUACACCCGUUCACGCAAGAGACAUCCGAGUACAUUAGGAAUCUUUUAAAAAUAUGACCGGGUUUAAAAUACCCCAAUAACCGUUAUGAUUACCACGUUUUAACAGAGUGACACACACAUAAGGUUUUAUUGAAUGAAAUAUAAAUGUACUGUAGCAUUUGAAUAUAUAAUUUAGUUGCAUUAGAAAUUAUUGUAUUAUCUGUGUCUAAUAAAAUUAAUGUAUAAUAAAAUAAUGUAGUCUUGACAGUUGUAAUGAUAUGCUUGUUUGAAUUUAUGGUAAUUGUAUGGAGGUGGAUAGGAGUUUUUAGUUUUAACUAUUAAACAGCGAACUUUGCUUUUUAUCUACAUUUAUUUCUCACUAUUAUAAUUUUUACUAUGGAUGAAGGAAAAAUAAUUCCAAAUAUAAUUAUUUCAUAUUUUUAAUAAAAAUAGCAAAAAAAUCUCUUAAUACUAAAAUUCGCUAUUUUAGCAACCGUCCUUACAUUUUUUAACGAUUUCUUGUGUUUUUGUAUCGAACUGUAAAAGUAUAUUUUAUUUUGAAUAAAUCGAACUUAGUUCGUUAAAAAGACUGAGGAGGUUUUUUAAAUUUUCUCACUUUUCUAUUUCGAAAUGUAGUUUCUAUAAAUUAGGUGUCGAAACGAGAUAUUUCGUAAACGAUAACUGACUGAAGAACAAAUAGUCUAUCCUGUAUACAACUUCAAAAAUAUUCAAAUCAGCGGCAUAUCAACACUAUCUUUAGAAUAUAAUAUACAAACUUUUUAUAUAA
Melitaea cinxia (Glanville fritillary) is the source of this 2224-nucleotide messenger RNA. RefSeq names its product potassium channel subfamily K member 6-like. Bases 297 to 1496 code for a protein of 399 amino acids. Gene Ontology annotation, molecular function: potassium ion leak channel activity. The record is from RefSeq and is a predicted model, not a curated record. Lineage: Eukaryota; Metazoa; Arthropoda; Insecta; Lepidoptera; Nymphalidae. Gene Ontology annotation, cellular component: membrane. The transcript is spliced from 5 exons. Gene Ontology annotation, biological process: stabilization of membrane potential; potassium ion transmembrane transport.